AUGGCCAACGUCGAUUAUCUGGAGCUACUCAAGUUGGCGUUCGAGCGGCCCGACGAGUCGGUGGCUAAAUUGUUGCUCGGCAGCGAGACCAUCAACCGAGCCACCUACACCUACCCUCCGAUUUCUUUGAAUUCCGACAAGGACGCGGCAUUGAGACUCAAGCUCGAGUCGCUGGAUCUGCAUAAAUUAGUGCAGGACGCGAGGGAAGAAAUUUACUACGCCCAAGACGUCGGCCGUCACGAGGUGUUCUCGACUUUCUCGGCAGCCCACAGGCGAGUAGUCACGAAACUCGUCGAGAGAUUCCUCGAUUACAAAACCGUCAAAGAGCUCGUGGCCGGCGUCUUGGCGAUCCGCGACCGAGCGAACAGCUCGCUGCUGAACUAUGCGCUGGCGGUGGUCUGCGCCCAUCGCCUCGACUGCGCGAGCUUGCGGCCCCCGAGACUCGUCGAGCUCUUCCCGCACAAGUACUUGCCGAGUUCGAAACUCGCCCAAGCCGUCGAGCUGGCCAACAACACGGAAAAACCCGUCUAUCUCGAGGUCGAUUUGAAUGCGACCGCGAGCUCGAGCGACGAGGAGAAUCGCGUGGCUUAUUGGCGCGAGGACGUCGACAUCAACACUCACUACUGGCAUCUGAGCCUCCUGUAUCCCGACGUCGAGAGAGCGGCAUUGUUCGGUAAGAAGGACAGACAGGGCGAGCACUUCUGGUACAUACAUCAUCAGAUAAUCGCUAGAUACAACGCCGAACGUCUGUCGAACGGCUUGGCUCGCGUCAAGCCCAUCAAGGACUUCCGCCAGCCGAUCGCCGAGGGCUACUUCUCCAAGCUCGACGCUACGGCCUACGGUCGCUCGUAUCCCGGUCGGCCGGCCAACCUGUCGCUGGCGCGAAUCGAUCGUCCGAGGGAGCAACUCAACCUCGACGUCAGUGAUCUCGAGCUGUAUCGGGCUCGCAUCCUCGAGGUGGUGCACCGUCACGAGGCGUACAACGAGCUCCACGAAGAGCUGCUCGGAAAAUUCGACCCAGGGAACGGCGUCAAUUUCCUGGGCAACAUUCUGUUCUACGCCAAGGACAACGCGUACUACGGCAACCUGCGUGGCUCGCUGCUGCACGCCCUGGCCGCGAUUCACGAUCCGGAGUCGCGUCACGGCGAGGAGCUCGGCCCCCUGGCCGAUCGGGCCACCGCGAUGCGCGACCCGGCCUUCUACCGGGUUCACGCGCUCACGGACGAGCUCGUGCUGGCCUACAAGGACUCGCUGCCGGCCUACACGGACGAGGAGCUGCGCUUCGACGACGUCGUCUGCGUGGGCAGCCGCAAGGGCAGCCUGCUCAAGGGCACGGAGCGCCACCGCGAGCGCCAGAUCGAAACUCGAUGGAGUGCGAGCGAGCUGGAUCUGUCGCGGGGCGUCAGUCACGCGCCCAAGGGGGCCAGGAUCGUGGCCAGCGUGCGGCAUCUCGAGCACGAGGACUACGAGCUGGAGCUGCAGGUGCUGAGCGUGAGGUCGAUGGCCACCAUGGCGACGAUGCGGCUGUUCGCGGCGCCGAGCUACGACGAGCGCGGACGCCGGCUGACCUACGACGAGCAGAGGAAGCUGAUGAUCGAGCUCGACAAGUGGGUCGUAAAACUCGAUCCCGGAACGAACGAAAUCAGGCGAAGCUCGAGGCUCUCCUCGUUGACGAUUCCUGCUGAAAAUGGGGCUGCCGCUGACGCAGAUGAUACACCCGACGUUUGCCAGAAUACCAUGGAGCCGUGCAUUUACGAUAGCCACGACUACUGCGGAUCGGGAUGGCCGCGUCACGCGCUGCUGCCCAAGGGCAACGAGGCCGGCUUCGUCAUGGACUUCUUCGUCAUGAUCACCGAUUACCACCUCGACGAGGUGCUGGACGAGAAUCGCUGCGACUACUGUUCGCGCGCGGGCAUGAGAUUCUGCGCUCGGCCGAAGGCCCUGUAUCCCGACGCACGACCCAUGGGCUUCCCGUUCGAUCGCAGGGCCGACGAGGCCCACGGCAUCGAGUACCUCGACGCCUUCGUGUCCAGAUACCCGAACAUGUGGUCCGAGCGGAUCACGAUCAAGUUCGCCAAUUCCCAGGACGUUUGA
This is a messenger RNA of Trichogramma pretiosum, 2094 nucleotides long. Its product is annotated as phenoloxidase 3-like. NCBI's taxonomy places the organism in Eukaryota, Metazoa, Arthropoda, Insecta, Hymenoptera, Trichogrammatidae. Gene Ontology annotation, molecular function: oxidoreductase activity. The transcript has 7 exons. The record is from RefSeq and is a predicted model, not a curated record. The coding region runs from base 1 to 2094 and encodes 697 amino acids.